AUGACAUCCCCUUGUCCCAACAGCACGCGGGAGAGCAACAACAGCCAAGCGUGCAUGCCCCUGUCCAAAAUGCCUAUUAGCCUGGCUCACGGCAUCAUCCGCUCGACCGUGCUGCUCGUCUUCCUCACGGUCUCCUUCAUUGGCAAUGUAGUGCUGGCGCUGGUGUUGCAGCGCAAGCCGCAGUUGCUGCAGGUGACCAACCGCUUCAUCUUUAACCUCCUCGUCACCGACCUGCUGCAAAUUUCUCUCGUUGCCCCCUGGGUGGUGGCCACCUCUGUGCCUCUCUUCUGGCCCCUCAACAGUCACUUCUGCACAGCCCUGGUUAGCCUCACCCACCUGUUCGCUUUCGCCAGUGUCAACACCAUUGUUGUGGUGUCCAUAGAUCGCUAUCUGUCCAUCAUUCACCCUCUCUCCUACCCAUCCAAGAUGACCCAUCGCCGUGGUUACAUGCUUCUCUAUGGCACCUGGAUCGUGGCCAUCUUGCAGAGCACACCCCCGCUCUAUGGCUGGGGUCAGGCUGCCUUUGAUGAGCGCAAUGCCCUCUGCUCCAUGAUCUGGGGGGCCAGCCCGAGCUACACAAUUCUCAGUGUGGUGUCCUUCAUCGUCAUUCCACUGGUUGUCAUGAUUGCCUGCUACUCCGUGGUGUUUGGUGCAGCCCGUCGGCAGCAUGCUUUGCUGUACAACAAGAGCCACAGCUUGGAGGUGCGGGUCAAGGACUGCGUGGAGAAUGAGGAUGAACGGGGAGGAAAGAAGAAGGAUGAGUUCCAGGAUGAGAGCGAGGUCCACGGCCAGGAUGAAGGUGUGGUCAAGGCCAAGGAGGGCAGCGUGGAGGCCAGUGUGGACCCCAUGGAAGCCAAGGACAGCAGCCUGAAGGCCAAGGAAGGAAAUGCGGAGAUCAUUGAGGGUAUCAUGGAGGCCCAGGGCACCGAGUUGGUCAGUGACAGCCGGAUGAAGGGUAAGGAAGUUGGCACCAUCGUUGAGGAGAGCAGCAUGAAGGCAGACAAGGGCCGUGUAGAGGUCAGCCAGUGCAACAUCGACUUGGGUGAAGAUGACCUGGAGUUUGGGGAGGAUGACAUCCAUUUCAGUGAGGAUGAUGUCGAAGCAGUGAACAUCCCAGAGAGCCUCCCACCCAGCCGGCGAAACAGCAACAGCCACCCUCCUCUGCCCAGGUGCUAUGAGUGCAAAGCUGCUAAAGUGAUCUUCCUCAUCAUUUUCUCCUAUGUGCUAUCUCUGGGGCCCUACUGCUUUCUAGCAGUCCUGGCUGUGUGGGUGGAUGUCCAAACCAAGGUGCCCCAGUGGGUGAUAACCAUAAUAAUCUGGCUCUUCUUUCUGCAGUGCUGUAUCCACCCCUACAUUUAUGGCUACAUGCACAAGACCAUCAAGAAGGAAAUCCAGGAUAUGCUGAAGAAGUUCUUCUGCAAGGAAAAGCCCCCCAAAGAAGACAGCCACCCAGACCUACCUGGAACCGAAGCUGGCACAGAGGGUGGCACCGAAGGCAAGAUUGUCCCUUCCCAUGAUUCUGCUACUUCGCCUUGA
This is a messenger RNA of Marmota flaviventris (yellow-bellied marmot), 1536 nucleotides long. It is a transcript of the gene Gpr101, whose product is annotated as G protein-coupled receptor 101. Gene Ontology annotation, molecular function: G protein-coupled receptor activity. NCBI's taxonomy places the organism in Eukaryota, Metazoa, Chordata, Mammalia, Rodentia, Sciuridae. The record is from RefSeq and is a predicted model, not a curated record. Gene Ontology annotation, cellular component: membrane. Gene Ontology annotation, biological process: G protein-coupled receptor signaling pathway.